Punica granatum (pomegranate) is the source of this 1406-nucleotide messenger RNA. NCBI's taxonomy places the organism in Eukaryota, Viridiplantae, Streptophyta, Magnoliopsida, Myrtales, Lythraceae. The record is from RefSeq and is a predicted model, not a curated record.
AAAAACAAUUCCUUCUGUCGUGUAUCCCCGAUUAAUGCAGCCUCAGAUGCUUCAAUUGUCGAUUCUAGUAUUGAGCGAAAGGUUGCACCUAUCUAUGGGUUAUGUAUUGCAGGUCAACCCUGCUCCAAUUAGUACCAAUAGGCGGCAUAGGGGAAGAAGCACUACGCCUAGGAAUCAACAACACAAAAACUUUGUUAUAAAUUCUCCCCUUUUUAUCGAGAUCGGAACUAAGAAGAAUGGUUGGGCCAACAAACAUCCAUCUCGUUCGUAUUUUUGAUACCCGUAUAACCAUCGAAGACUGUUGAAGUGACGAAUUCCUGGAAAUUAAGGGGCGUGAGGGACAAAGAAAUUGUUGAAGUUACCGUUUUUUUUUUAUUUUUUUAUCUAGUAUCAACACGUUUGAUGUUAAGAAAAGAUCUUUUGCAGGAAGGUUGGCUAGAGAUUUCUUGUAAAAACACUAGCCCCGUUCAGUCAAUAAGGAGAAUAUUUCAAUCUUUUUUGAUUCCAUCUAUUAUUCUCAUUAUGCACAUAAGGGAGGAGCCGUAUGAGGUGAAAAUCUCACGUACGGUUCUGGAACGGAGAUUCUUUGAAUCGAACGACGACCGUAACGGAUGUCGGCUCAAUCCGAAGGAAAUUAUGCCGAAGCUUUACAGAAUUAUUAUGAAGCUAUGCGACUAGAAAUUGAUCCCUAUGAUCGAAGCUAUAUACUCUAUAACAUAGGCCUUAUCCACACAAGUAACGGAGAACAUACAAAAGCCUUGGAAUAUUAUUUUCGGGCACUAGAACGAAACCCGUUCUUACCACAAGCUUUUAAUAAUAUGGCUGUGAUCUGUCAUUACGUGCGACUAUCUCCACUAUAGAAAGAAAAGAAAAAAGGAAAGAGAAAAGAGUGAAUCCGCUAUAAAUACUAGAAAAAAUGACUAGAAAAAGGCUUUCUACAUAUGCAUCGUCCAAAAAACGAUUUUUAUCAGCUGUAGCAAAGAAAGGAACUUCAUAGAAGUCGAAGUAUGAAGAAAUAGAUAUGCCUAGAUACUUUAUUCUAUGGAUAAAGGAUCUAAUUGAUAGAGAAAGCACCGUAAAGAUCAAUUAGUGAGGUUUUGGGCCGAUACAAUAAGAACUGCUUACUUACUUAUAUUAUGAUAUAAGAUUAUGAUAUAAGAUAAAAGUUAGGAAUCAACUUAUGUAAUAAAGUUGAUCCCCUAAGGGAUUGAGCAGCGGUGUAGCAUCAGAUCCCAAAGAUAGUAAGUCUUUUUUUCUUUAUUAUGAAGAAAAGUCUUUUUCGAAAAUUCUAUAUUCAUUUCUCUAUGAAACCGAGAUAGUUAACUUUCAGAAAAUUCUAGCGAGAGUGGAAAUACUUAUGCUUUAUUCUUUUGAAAGUGGGAGAAAAGAUAAAACUAAAAAAAAAA